CGUCCAGCCCCCAUGGACUCGCCCGGGGGCGCCCACAGUUGAGGACCCGAAGCCCACUGGGCUCGGGGCUGGGUUGAACCUCGCCGCGGCCAAGUAACCCCCCUGCGGGGUGGGAAGGGUCCUGCGCCUCUUCCCGCAGCGCUGGCCGUCGGGCAAGGGAUCCGCUGCCGCCACGCCUCGCGCCCCACGCCCCACGCCCCAUGCUGGUACACACUUACUCCCCCAUGGAGCGCCCCGACGGGCUGGGCGCAGCGGCUGGCGGGGCCCGCCUGUCAUCUCUGCCCCAGGCGGCCUACGGACCGGCGCCGCCACUCUGCCACACGCCGGCCGCCGCUGCUGCCGCCGACUUCCAGCCGCCCUACUUCCCGCCGCCCUACCCGCAGCCACCUCUGCCCUACGGCCAGGCGCCCGACGCCACCGCCGCCUUUCCCCACCUGGCCGGCGACCCGUACGGCGGCCUGGCGCCUCUGGCACAACCGCAGCCUCCACAGGCUGCCUGGGCCGCGCCCCGCGCUGCUGCCCGCGCCCACGAUGAGCCGCCCGGCCUACUGGCACCGCCCGCCCGUGCUCUGGGCCUAGACCCGCGCCGCGACUACGCCGCCGCUGUGCCCAGGCUCCUGCACAGCCUGGCUGACGGCGCACACGGCCUAGCCGACGCGCCCCUCGGCCUCCCGGGGCUGGCGGCACCGCCCGGCCUGGAGGACCUGCAGGCUAUGGAUGAGCCAGGAAUGAGCCUCCUGGACCAGUCCGUGAUCAAGAAAGUCCCCAUCCCCUCCAAAGCCAGCAGCCUCUCAGCCCUCUCACUGGCCAAAGACAGCCUGGUUGGCGGCAUCACGAACCCCAGUGAGGUCUUCUGCUCCGUGCCAGGCCGGCUCUCACUGCUCAGCUCAACGUCCAAGUACAAGGUGACAGUGGGGGAGGUCCAGCGGCGACUCUCACCUCCCGAGUGCCUCAACGCCUCACUUCUGGGUGGUGUCCUUCGCAGGGCCAAAUCCAAGAAUGGAGGCCGGUGCCUGCGGGAACGGCUGGAGAAGAUUGGGCUCAACCUCCCGGCCGGCCGUCGCAAGGCUGCCAAUGUGACGCUGCUGACUUCGCUGGUGGAGGGAGAGGCCGUGCACCUGGCCCGAGACUUUGGCUAUGUCUGUGAGACCGAGUUCCCAGCCAAGGCAGCCGCCGAGUACCUGUGCCGACAGCAUGCUGACCCUGGGGAAUUGCACAGCCGGAAGAACAUGCUGCUGGCCGCCAAGCAGAUCUGCAAGGAGUUUGCUGACUUGAUGGCUCAAGACCGCUCACCGCUGGGCAACAGCUGCCCAGCCCUCAUCCUGGAGCCGGGAGUACAGAGUUGCCUGACACAUUUUAGCCUCAUCACCCAUGGCUUCGGGGGGCCAGCCAUCUGUGCCGCCCUCACUGCCUUCCAGAACUACUUGCUGGAGUCACUCAAGGGGCUGGACAAGAUGUUUCUAAGCAGUGGGGGCAGUGGGCAUGGUGAUACCAAGGCUUCGGAGAAGGAUGCCAAGCACCGGAAAUAAUCACUUCUCCUGCCCCAUCCCUUAAGGGCUCCCAAGGCCUGAAAUGCAGUCUGAGCUCCUGGGGGUGGCCACGCCUGAGAGGAUUAAAAGGUGGGGUUGGAGUCAGGUGAGAAAGAGAAUAUUCAUCCAGAAACCCCGCAGUUAGGGGUCUGGGUUGGAAAAGGCGGGGUGGCAUCUCUGCGUGGCUUGUUGAUAAGGGCCCAGUUGUCUGCCUCACAUGUGCAAUUUUCUGACCCUGGACUGCUAAGAAGUGCUUCGACAGGAAAUGGGCAUGAAAGAGCCUAGUUCUUGGGGCUGAGCCCUGCCCAUUAAGGUGCUUGGGCAGUGGUGGGUGCCCCUAGGGUCCAGGGCCUUUCUGUUUCCACUGAUGGCAGAAGGGAAACUGUUAACAAAACAGAGGUUCUGAGCAGUUGGCAUCCUUCAUCCCAGAAUCUCCUACCCCCAGAAAAAGGGUGCAGGUAGAAAACCUCAGGAGGCUCUCUGGGGCUUUCCCACUCUUGGAAAGAAAUGGGCGGGAGGGGCCCUCAAGGAACACAGAAGACAAAGCACAAAUUGCAGAACUUGAAUCCAGGCUGCACUUCACAGUCCUGUUACUGUCUGUCCUAUUUAUUUAUGUGUUGUAAUUAAAUUUGAAAGUUUAAAAA
Hipposideros armiger (great roundleaf bat) is the source of this 2173-nucleotide messenger RNA. It is a transcript of the gene TFAP2E, whose product is annotated as transcription factor AP-2 epsilon. The transcript is spliced from 7 exons. NCBI's taxonomy places the organism in Eukaryota, Metazoa, Chordata, Mammalia, Chiroptera, Hipposideridae. Bases 201 to 1529 code for a protein of 442 amino acids. Gene Ontology annotation, biological process: regulation of transcription by RNA polymerase II; anatomical structure development; regulation of cell population proliferation. Gene Ontology annotation, molecular function: RNA polymerase II transcription regulatory region sequence-specific DNA binding; DNA-binding transcription factor activity, RNA polymerase II-specific. Gene Ontology annotation, cellular component: nucleus. The record is from RefSeq and is a predicted model, not a curated record.